Messenger RNA from Phyllostomus discolor (pale spear-nosed bat), 2103 nucleotides. RefSeq names its product solute carrier family 30 member 7 (gene SLC30A7). The transcript has 11 exons. Bases 179 to 1315 code for a protein of 378 amino acids. NCBI's taxonomy places the organism in Eukaryota, Metazoa, Chordata, Mammalia, Chiroptera, Phyllostomidae. The record is from RefSeq and is a predicted model, not a curated record. Gene Ontology annotation, cellular component: membrane; Golgi apparatus. Gene Ontology annotation, biological process: intracellular zinc ion homeostasis; zinc ion transport; transmembrane transport. Gene Ontology annotation, molecular function: zinc ion transmembrane transporter activity.
GCGGCCCGGGCCGGAAGUCGGCGAGUUCCCGGGCGUGUGUCGGUGUCUGUCUCCCAGCUGCGCGCGGCCCGGCAGGCUCGCUGGGGAUUCCCGUCCGAGGCUCCAGCUCUGUCACUACUGUCACCCACGGAGCCACUGCCGGAGGGGAGUAGACCCGGCCCUUCGCCGGGCAUUGAAGAUGUUGCCCCUGUCCAUCAAAGACGAUGAAUACAAACCACCCAAGUUCAAUCUGUUCGGCAAGAUCUCGGGCUGGUUUAGGUCCAUCCUGUCGGACAAGACGUCUCGGAACCUGUUUUUCUUCCUGUGCCUGAACCUAUCUUUCGCUUUUGUUGAACUCCUCUACGGCAUCUGGAGCAACUGCCUAGGGUUGAUUUCCGACUCUUUUCACAUGUUUUUCGAUAGCACUGCCAUUUUGGCUGGAUUGGCAGCGUCUGUUAUUUCGAAAUGGAGAGAUAAUGAUGCUUUCUCUUAUGGGUAUGUCAGAGCGGAAGUUCUGGCUGGCUUUGUCAAUGGGCUUUUUUUGAUCUUCACUGCCUUUUUUAUUUUCUCAGAAGGAGUUGAGCGAGCGCUGGCCCCGCCCGACGUGCACCACGAGAGGCUGCUGCUGGUGUCCAUCCUGGGGUUUGUGGUGAACCUGGUGGGAAUCUUCGUCUUCCAGCACGGAGGUCACGGGCAUUCGCACGGCUCCGGCCACGGACACAGCCAUUCCCUCUUUAACGGCUCUCUGGACCAGGCCCACGGCCGGGGAGACCACUGCCACAGCCACGAACCGAAACACGGGGCUGCACACGGCCACGGGCACAGCCACGGGCAUAGCCACGGGCACUUCCACUCCCACGAUGGCCCCUCCUUAAAAGAAACCACAGGACCCAGCAGACAGAUUCUACAAGGCGUGUUUCUGCACAUCCUGGCGGACACCCUGGGGAGCGUCGGGGUGAUCGCCUCCGCCAUCCUGAUGCAGAAUUUCGGCCUGAUGAUAGCGGACCCCAUCUGCUCCAUCCUGAUCGCCGUGCUCAUCGUCGUCAGUGUUAUUCCUCUUUUAAGAGAGUCUGUUGGAAUAUUAAUGCAGAGGACCCCUCCUUCGCUGGAAACUGUUCUGCCUCAGUGCUAUCAGAGGGUGCAGCACCUGCAGGGCGUGUACAGUUUGCAGGAGCAGCAUUUCUGGACCCUGUGUUCCGACGUGUACGUGGGGACCUUGAAGGUGGUGGUGGCGCCGGACGCUGACGCCAGGUGGAUUUUAAGCCAGACACAUAACAUUUUUACUCAGGCCGGAGUGAGGCAGCUCUACGUACAGAUUGACUUUGCAGCCGUGUAAGGGGUGAGGAGAGACUGCUGCUGCUCCGGGUCCGAAGUUGCCGGUACUGUACCCAGCCUUGUCACAGCGGGGGCGCCCCGCCGCCGCAGCUCCCCGGCCCGGCAGAUGACGGGGGCGGCUGCGGGCGCCCUGCGGGGCUCGCAGCUGGGGGCGAGGACUGAGACCCCCUCUCCUGGACGGACGCCGCCGGGCCUGGUCCUUGGUGCCUGCCCCUCCCGACCCUUGGAUUUCUGGGCUUUCUGGGUUCGCCCCAGGCGGUGUGUUCGUUCGUUCGUCAGUUUGUUUCUCUUUUCCCCUGUCCCUCCCGGCGUCCUCAGGCCACCCCGCCUCCUGGCCAGCCCGAGCGCGGCUGCAGCUGCGCCGUCUGGAAGGUCUUCACUGAAGUGGCCGCAGACCGCUUCUUCCAUUCCCACAAAACCAGUGUUAUUAAAACAAGAAAGAAAAGAAAUGGGAACCUUUUUUACAUGUAACGUCACAGCCGCUGACGUCCUUCAGUGUAACCCUACGUUUGUGAAGUUGUUUGUACCUUGCAAACUUACGAACCAAACCAUAUUGGGUUUUCCAAGUGCCUUGUCUCAGAAAGUGUGCUCGCCCGCAGGGCAGUCCGCCGCCGUGUGCGCUUUUCAAUAGUCGUUCUGUGAUCCGUCCCGAGUGAGGCUCCUGGUAGUGACGUGUACAGACUGUCUUUCUGUGUGCUGCCCGCAGGGGUUAGCUGUGUGGGCAUUGUCCUUUUAUUGCUCUAUCUUGUCCAAAAAAAUAAAAGGUAAUGUUUUGCUUUUUAAAUCCAA